Messenger RNA from Drosophila rhopaloa, 1228 nucleotides. RefSeq lists its product as uncharacterized. Gene Ontology annotation, biological process: apoptotic DNA fragmentation. The transcript is spliced from 3 exons. Lineage: Eukaryota; Metazoa; Arthropoda; Insecta; Diptera; Drosophilidae. The record is from RefSeq and is a predicted model, not a curated record. Gene Ontology annotation, cellular component: nucleus; mitochondrial inner membrane. Gene Ontology annotation, molecular function: nucleic acid binding; metal ion binding; single-stranded DNA endonuclease activity. The coding region runs from base 8 to 1159 and encodes 383 amino acids.
UCUGACGAUGGGAAACAACUAUUUGAUUUUAUUUACCACUCUUCUUGUGAACCAAGUUCGGGGACAAUGCAAGUUCACUCCCAAUCAAUUAUUAGGCUCUAAUGGGGCCUUUACGUACCAGGAUGCCAAUGGUAAUCUUCAAUUGCAACUAUCAUCGGUUGUGCAAGUGGGUGCUACCUUAACAAUGUACUGUGGGGGCGAAGAAACCCAUACAAUCACAUGCAAACAAGAUAAGAAAAUAUUCUUAUUUGAACCUAAGUUGCCCAUUACCUGCGGUACAAAACUUUCUACAGACACGGUCAUUCGGUACAAUGAUAGAAAGGAAGAUUAUUCCGAUUGUAAGAAAACAAUGUAUUCCAUUGGACAUAAAAUAAAAGGACAAUUUCUCAAGUUAUAUGAUGCGUGCUAUGAUACUGUGAAAUUGAGAGCCGUUUUCACACAGGCUACAGUAUUCCCUCAUGUUGCUCAUCUCGCACGUCCUAAAGAUAUACUGUUUUCGCACGAGCCAGUAAUGUCGGCAUUUGAUGCAAAUUCGUUUUCUCAAAAUUAUAUAUACACAAGAUUUGUAAAACUCUAUGGACAAUCGCAGAAAUUUGUACCACUUAUAACUGACGUAAAAAAAGAAGUUAAAACAGAAGUUAAAACUGGUAUAAAUCGCGGCCACUUGACCGAUAGUUCAUCAUUUCUUUUUGAGGAUCAAAUAAGCUUGACGUAUAAGGUGAUAAACAUUGUGCCUCAGUUCGCUAGUAUAAACGGUGGAAAUUGGAAAAAAAUUUCGGAAUGGUUGAAUACGCUGUCAUUGAACAGCAGACUGACUGUUCGCACGGGGGCCAUGGAUACUCUACAACUAUUAUUUAAACAACCAAAUAGACGUAAUGUGAACAAACCAGCCUAUCUUAUUGAUGACGGAAAAAACCCAGUACCCAAGUGGAUAUACAAAAUAAUAAGCAGCAAUGCGCCGGACGGAACUCGGACUCCGAUGAUUGCGUUCCUUAGCUACAACAAUGAUAAGAUGGAUCCGGAGCCCUCAAAGACAUUGUGCACUGAAAUAGAAUGUCCUCUGGUAUUCGAUAUGUCGGUCGAGAGCGGCAAGAUUAAGUGCUGCAACGCCGUUACGUUCAUUAGAGAGUUGAAACAAAUAUAUAUAGAUGAUAAAUAACAAGUUUCCGAUCAAUUUGGAGGUAGUCUGUUGCUGGAGUGACUUUCGGCUGCGAUCCUGCCACAUUCC